UCAGACAUACGAUACGUCAGUAAGAUGAGGAGGGUGAUGUCAAGUUUGUGUUGAAAAAUUAUUAAAUUGUCGACGUUUUUGUGAAACAAUUAUGUGAAUAAUGAGAUGAAAGUGUAAAUAAAUGUUUUAUUAGUGUUUUCUAUUGAUUAUGGCGCAUAGUGGUGGUGUUUUGAGUUCCGAUAUAUCAAGGAGGAAUCCACAAGAUGAAUACGAGUUGGUCCAAAGGAUUGGUUCGGGAACCUAUGGCGAUGUCUACAAGGCCAAACGCCUCAAUGGCAACGGUGAACUUGCUGCCAUCAAGGUGAUCAAGCUGGAGCCGGGUGACGACUUCGCCAUCAUCCAGCAAGAGAUACUGAUGAUGAAGGACUGUCGUCACCCGAACAUCGUAGCGUAUUAUGGCUCCUAUUUGCGCAGAGAUAAGCUCUGGAUCUCUAUGGAGUAUUGUGGUGGAGGAAGUUUGCAGGAUAUCUACCACGUAACUGGGCCGCUGACUGAAAUUCAAAUCGCAUACAUGUGCCGGGAGACGCUAACCGGCCUCUCCUAUCUGCAUAGCAUGGGCAAGAUGCAUAGGGAUAUAAAGGGCGCCAACAUACUUCUAACGGAAUGCGGUGAUGUGAAGUUGGCCGAUUUUGGAGUCUCAGCUCAAAUCACGGCAACAAUCAACAAACGAAAGUCCUUUAUUGGAACUCCGUACUGGAUGGCGCCUGAGGUGGCAGCAGUGGAACGGAAGGGUGGUUACAAUCAGCUGUGUGAUAUUUGGGCCUGUGGGAUCACUGCUAUUGAGUUAGCAGAGCUCCAGCCUCCGAUGUUCGAGCUCCAUCCAAUGAGGGUGUUGUUUCUGAUGUCGAAGUCGGGGUUCAAACCCCCGCAGCUUAAAGAGAGAGAGCGCUGGUCGCAACUAUUUCAUGGAUUUCUCAAACUUGCUCUCACCAAGAAUCCCAAGAAGAGACCCACCGCUGAUAAAUUGUUGCAGCACCCUUUCUUCCAACAAGAGAUGAACAAGAGACUGGCGAUAGAUCUCCUUCAGAAAUAUUCAAACCCUCCGUCACAUUGUAAUAAUCAGGAGUUGGACGAAGAUGGAGCGAUAUCCAAUGUGCCACAACGUAUAGCAUCGAAGCACACGGGGCGUGGCGGAAGGCGUGUCUUGGCAGACCAGCCUCCGAACAACAUUAGGCCUAGGAGUUUGGUUGACGACGACAUUAUGACAGCAUCUAGAGUUCGGUUAAUGGAGGAAAGUCGCGAUCGUCGUAGCGGCGUAUACGACGACUCACCCAUCAUAGACUUGGACGCGGAAGACGACCUCAGCCUCGCCUCUAUGCCUAAAGUUAUCAAUUUCGCUGCAGACCUCAAUAACAGCGGGGAUACUGUUAAACGGAAUGCAUACCAUAGACAAACCAGUGAAGAGUGGAGCGUCGCAUCACUAAUGACGUGUCCCAAACACAAUCCCCUUACUCAGGAGUUAUCUUCAGACUCGAUAUCUACUAGUGAAAACAAGUGGUGUCGGGUGAUCACUGGGGAUGAUAUUAUGAGAAUGAGUUUGAGGAGCCUCUUACAGUAUAUUGACGAAGAGUUAAUGCUCAGGGCGACACUACCUCUAACAGCAGAUACGGCAGCCAUGUCGCAGGCUGGCAACAAUCUGUCAAUACACGAUCACCACCUCUCCCAAUGCAUACAGCUGAAGCAGAACUUUUUAAAUAAUUCUUCAACGAACGUCUAUCAAAGUUUAACGAGCUUUCAAACGCCCAUCGGCUCCUCUUCGGCGUCGAUAAACGAACAAAUGUGUAAGAAAGACGAAAUAAUGUACGCCGAUCAUCAGGAAUCGGAAAUUCCAAUCAACUCGAAUUGUGAGUGUGGGCUGUGCCCAAAACCCGAAUCAAAAGACGUGAACACUCUUAGUGAUUUGCAACGCUCUGUCGCACCGAAGUGUUCCUGUGACUCCUGCAACUCGAACGGUGACAUCCUAAGCUAUUAUCGGCAUUGUCCGAACCAAAAUCAAGACUCGGGGAUUGUCAUCUGUGAGGUAUGCAAGAAACAAAAGAUUUCUGUAAGCAAUUUUCGCGCUCUGCAGAUCGCAAAUCGUUUACAAAUAUCGGAUUCGGGGCAGAUUGAAAAUGGCGGUUCGGAUGAUGAGCUGUGUCGGAAGAUCGAUAUAAGUUUGAACAUGGAUGUACAGGAGCAUAGAAAGAGGCAUAAUAGGCACAAUUCGGAUUCGGUCACGGCGGGGAUAGACUUGAAUCAGUUCUGUCAGUGUGAAUUGGAGGGUAGUAAGCGGAAAACUUCGUCGGUAGACGAGAUUUUCAAGAUGGCGGAGGACGGUGGGUCGAGCCAAGAGUUGAAGGAUGAUGAGGUGAAAACGAGCCAACGGCAACGAAGCUUAUCAGAUAGUCAACGGGACAAGGCGAAAGUUGAUGCUGAAGUUUGUGUGACAGGUAGCAGUACACCGCCAGUACCUCCUCGGCGUGCUCGGGGUAGACGAGGUCGAAGCCCAGUGCGACCAGCGCCCAACGGACUACCGCCUACACCCAAAGUGCACAUGGGCGCUUGUUUCUCUAAGGUAUUCAAUGGUUGUCCGCUUCGGAUAAACUGCACAGCAUCCUGGAUACAUCCAGACACCAGGGAUCAGCAUAUUCUCAUAGGUGCGGAGGAGGGUAUCUACACGUUAAACUUGAACGAGCUACAUGAGACUGCUAUGGACCAACUCUGUCCUCGAAGGACGAUUUGGAUGCACGUCAUUAAAGAUGUUCUCAUGUCGCUUUCUGGUAAAACCCCCUGCCUCUACCGGCACGAGCUGUUGGUGUUAACGGGCAGUGGGCGGGCGGGGGCGGGCAGAUCCCUUCGCGUGUUGCCGCCCCGGCUUCUACCCAGGCGGUUCGCGCCUUCCACGCGCGUACCUGACACCAGGGGCUGUACAGUGUGUGCAGUAGUCCGUAACCCAUACAAUGGAUACAAGUACCUGUGCGGGGCCACACCCGCUGGAUUAUUCCUCAUGCAGUGGUACGACCCUCUACGGAAGUUCAUGCUGCUAAAGAACAUCGAAUGUGUUCUACCAUCGCCGUUACUCGCUUUCGAGUUAAUCAUAACUCCGGAACUGGAGUAUCCACUUCUUUGUGUUGGCGUCACCAGGAAACCUAUACGGCUUAAUCUAAUUAAUAUAAACUCGGGUGCGAGCUGGUUCCACUCGGACGAGCUGGAGGUUCGCCCUGGGGGCUCCAACACCGUGAUACCGAGGCCUGAGAGGCUUCACACGCUUAGGGCUGUGCAUCAGCUGAAUAAGGAUGCGGUACUAGUGUGUCACGAAAACGUAGUGGACAUAAUCCCGGUGCUUCCCGGGUUCGAUUCCCGGCGGCAAGACGAUAGACGGAGGAGCAAGUUGCCGCAAAGACUGCAGUUUGACUUCCAGAUUGAUAGCAUAUUGUGUCUGGCGGACUCGGUGCUGGCCUUCCACCGCAACGGCAUGCAAGGUCGGUCCUUGAGGAACGCUGACGUCACUCAGGAAAUAGUCGACCACUCGCGCGCAUACCGACUAGUCGGACACGACAAAGUUGUAGUACUAGAAUCGCACGUACUCCAAAACAACACGCUCUCAGGCGAAGACGGGAACGAUCUGUAUAUUUUGGCCGGACACGAGGCCUCGUACUAGUUACCCAUAGUUGCGGCCAAUCUCUAUAGCGUAGUUAUAUUUUCAGAUAUUCAAAUCAAAUAUAUUUUGAUGGAGUUAUAACGAUUGGCCGUUAUUUAUUUUAAUCGAAAUAUUUUUCUAAUUACCUGCGUUCCUAGUAGGAUUCAAAAAAAUUAUCCUACCCCGUAUUAAGAUAAAAAAAUCAGUUUGCCAUUCACCAGUGACGGUGCCGCUAUACUCCAAUUUAUAUUUCCGUAGAAUUCUGACAGCUAUCAUUUUUUGACAUGUCAGAGAUAACAACCUUUUUGGCCGGGCUAUUUCAAUACGAGUCUGAACAUUUGCGUUCAACAUAUACGAGUCAAAACAUACAUGUGAAUGUAUCUAUUUUGUUAAAUGGCUCCACUUUAAAAACAGUUUUACGGCGAGUGAUAAUUACGUUCCUUUUCAUCACAAAAUGUAAAAAACGCACAAGUAAAGAAAACAUUUUACUUUAUUAAAAAGGUUUGCUAAACCUGGAAUUAAUGGGCAGCAUGCAAAGAAUAAAAUGAAGUAAUUAAAGUUUAAUCGAUGUUCUGGAUAUUAAAAUUUUGUUAUUAAACAGUUUUAUUUUUGUAUCAUCUCACCUGAGUAAGUAAAUAUUUAGAUUUAGAAUUCUGACGGCUAUAAUUUUUUGACAUGUCAAAGAUUGCAAACUUUUUGGCCGGGCAAUUUCAAAACGAGUCGAAACAUACAUUUUAUUUGUUAGUGAAUGUAUCAAUUUUUCGGAGGAGAAUUUUUAACUACACACAAUAGCAACACCUAUGAAAUGUCAGAAUUCUACGGAAUUGAAAAUCAGAGUAUAGACUGUUUUUUAUGAAUGGGGUAUUUCUAUGUAACCAUAACCUGUGUUUUGCACAGAUAACAUAGCAUAGAUUAAAAUGCCGCAGAGGUAAUAAAAAUAUGUAAUUAUCGUAUACCUAUGAGUUAUAGGAACGCAGUAUUUAAAUCUUUAUGUUUGCAAAACAAUUAACACAUAUGUUAUAGCACUGCCCUACUCCAUUCCAUGGAUGACAUUGAAGCAAUAAAUUAUAGAAUAUUUUAGUUUAUUCGCAAACUUGUUGAGAUUACGCAAAUUUUGAACCAGUGACAUAGUUUGCUAUUCUCAUAAUUAAAGCAUCCUUUUCUCAAGUUGGAUAAAUAGUUUUAAGAUGAGAUGACAAAAAUUUUAAACUUAAAACAUAUCUUGCAAAAAACUGUUUAAUCUGGUUUUUUCGUUGUCUGUAGGAAUUAAUCCAGUGAUUUUAAUGAAUUCUAAAAAAAUACUAAUGCAAUCUCCGACAAGUUUGCCUGUUAGUGAAUAUUUAAUGGGAGUUUAGCUAAUUUAACAGAUAUUUCUGUCUCUAUCACACACGUAUACAUGAGAAGGACAGGAAUAUGUUUGAGUUUCAAUCGUACACUACGACAAUUUAUAAUGAAUUUAUUUAAAAUUAAUGUACUUCAUUUUGAAUUAUUCAAUAAAUGUAUUCUUAUAUAAUAAAAAUUAAUAAAUCUAUAUGAAUGUUAUUAAAAGCGUUUAAUUAUGUCGAUUUAGGCUUUCUAGCUAUAACGUUGAAAUAAUCGUUAUUUUCAUAUGACGUUACUGUGAUUUAGAUGCGACGGCAUUUUAAAGUAUUUAUUGAUAUGUGAUUCAUUUAAAGCCAACAAUGUAUGAAAAAGACAAACUAUAUUUUGACAUUUGUGUCUACGAUAACGCGCAAGAGACGUUUUAGGAGCAGCUAGCCUCAAGCAAACAAAAUUGUCAUUGGCCAUUUUUUUAAUACACAAGUGUCAGAAUGUAGGAUCGUUAUAAUAUGAAUAGUUUAUAGUAACCGAGAAAAUAUUAAAUUGCUUAUUUUGUAAAUAUAUAAAAUUCCAAUUAGUGUUAGUCAAUUGUAUUAUAGACUAGUUUAGUUCAAUUUUAGUUGAGUGAACUAAAAUGUUACAUUUUAGUUUGUUCAACUGAAAUGUAUUUGGUGUAACGAGGCUUCGACUCGAUAUGGACUGUUUAUUUAUUAACUGUGUUGUUUAUUUGAUUUGCAUGUUUAGAAAUCUGACGUUCGUUACGGGAUGAAUACAUUCGAAAGUCAGAAUGAUUUAUGUAAUGUCAUUAUUAAUAAUAUAAUACAAGUAAAUAUGAUAUUCAACAUCUGUCAACUUGACAGUUGACGUGCGUCGCUCUACAACUGAGCGGGUGUUUUGGAACCAGGUGCCCACUGAUGUAUUUCCGAACCAAUUCAAAUUAGCAUCCUUCAAGAAACGAGUUUACCAAUUUUUAAAUGCUGGCCACGCACUCGCGAGACUUCUAGCAUUGAGUGCCCGUGGGCGCCAGUAUCAUUAAACAUCAGAUGAGCCUCCUAGCCCCCUUUUCUAUAAACAAUAAUAGUAAAACAGCGCUUAAAGUUACAGUUCCAUUUAUCUACAUGUUAAUUAAUGACUUAUGGCAGAUUUAAAAGUUAGUUUAAUCUUAAACAUGACUUCAAAUGGAAUUAAAUAUAAUUAAGGCAAAAGUGUCUUAAAGCCAGUCUAGUUCUUAGUUUAAUUCGUCAUAUUUAUACCGUAACAACUUCAGUUUUUCCUUCGUGAGAUUAUCUCUCUGGUUGUAUUUUAGCACACAGCACUUUCAUUUAAGAUGACACUUGAAUAAUAAAACAUACCAAAACAUAUGAAACAUUUUUAUGGAUAGUUGUAGUACUUACCACUUGUAGUACCGACAAAGCUUAUUCUUGCAAAACAUAAGUGUGGUAUGUUUUAUUAAAUUCUUAAUACAAUGUAAUGCUUUAAUCCAGUUAAUUUACUCUUGUAAUAAAAUUUUAAUUUGA
This is a messenger RNA of Pieris rapae (cabbage white), 6456 nucleotides long. RefSeq names its product mitogen-activated protein kinase kinase kinase kinase 5 (gene hppy). Gene Ontology annotation, molecular function: ATP binding; MAP kinase kinase kinase kinase activity. The transcript has 23 exons. Gene Ontology annotation, biological process: protein phosphorylation. NCBI's taxonomy places the organism in Eukaryota, Metazoa, Arthropoda, Insecta, Lepidoptera, Pieridae. Bases 149 to 3640 code for a protein of 1163 amino acids. The record is from RefSeq and is a predicted model, not a curated record.